Messenger RNA from Prunus armeniaca (apricot), 1635 nucleotides. The record is from the annotation of a GenBank genome assembly. Lineage: Eukaryota; Viridiplantae; Streptophyta; Magnoliopsida; Rosales; Rosaceae.
AUGGGAGGAGGAGGUGAGGGUUCUGUGGACGACGGGACCCACUCCGACGAUGGAGAUGGAGUCAAGGUCAACGUCAACGUCAGAUGCUCCAAUGGCUCCAAGUUCACCGUUCAGAUUAACCUCGAAUCCACCGUUGGAUCGUUCAAGGAAGUUCUCUCAUCAAAAUGCGACAUCCCGGCCGAUCAGCAGCGUCUGAUUUACAAGGGUCGGAUCUUAAGGGACGAUCAAACCGUCCAAAGCUAUGGUUUGGAGGCAGAUCACACUGUUCACUUGGUUCGUGGUUUUGCACCGCCUGCGUCAGCCAACCCUGCUGGUGCAACCAAUGCUGGAGCUGCAAAUUCCACCCAAGCAAGGGGUAUUGGAUCCAAUGAUGGUGGGACAUUGGGAGGGUCUGGUUUUGGAGCCUCACCAUUCCCAGGACUCGGACUUAAUGGUAUGGGUGGCACUGGUGGUCUGUUUGGAGCUGGGCUUCCUGACUUUGAACAAGUGCAGCAACAAUUGACUCAGAGCCCCAGCGUAAUGAGAGACAUAAUGAACACGCCUGCCGUUCAAAAUCUUAUGAAUAACCCUGACAUAAUGCGGAACUUGAUUAUGAACAACCCUCAAAUGCGUGAAAUUAUUGAUCGAAAUCCCGAGCUAGCACACGUACUUAAUGAUCCUGGCACGCUCCGUCAGACACUUGAAGCAGCAAGAAACCCCGAGCUUAUGCGUGAGAUGAUGCGUAACACUGACAGAGCCAUGAGCAACAUUGAAGCUACUCCUGAGGGAUUUAACAUGCUCAGGCGGAUGUAUGAAAACGUACAAGAGCCAUUUAUGAAUGCAACAACAAUGGCUGGGAAUGCUGGGAGUGAUGGUUCAAACCCAUUUGCAUCUCUUUUGGGGGCCCAAGGUGGCAACCAAACCAGAUCUGAUUCAAUGAAUGGUUCUCCCGCUCCAAAUACUAACCCGCUUCCCAACCCAUGGUCCUCUACAGGCACUGGAGUUGCCGAAACUAAUACCACAGCAUCAAAUCCUAUCAGUGAUGCUAGGCCGCAGACACCAACUCCCAUAGCUGGACUUAACUUUCCAGAGUUUGAAGCAUUGGGUGCCCUGCCACAGGAUUACAAUUCAAUGAAUCAGUUUAUGCAAAAUCCAGCUGUUUCUCAAAUAAUGCAAAGCCUCAUCUCCAAUCCUCAGUAUAUGAACCAGAUUCUAGGUUCCAACCCCCAGUUUCGAAGCAUGCUUGAUUCCAAUUCUCAUUUAAGAGAAAUGAUGCAAAACCCUGAAUUUCUUCGUCAGUUGGCUUCUCCUGAGACUAUGCAGCUGCUCUUGACUGUGCAGCAAUCACUUAUGUCUCAGUUUGGUCGGCAACAGCAACAGUCAACCCAGGAAACAGGUCAGACUGGUGGAACCACAGGAUCAUUAAAUAACACGGGGCUAGAGAUGCUGAUGAACAUGUUUGGUGGGCUUGGCACUGGCAGCCUGGCUGUUCCCAAUAGGCCUGAUGUGCCACCGGAAGAACUCUAUGCUGCACAGCUUUCACAACUUCAGGAGAUGGGUUUCUUUGACCAACAAGAGAACAUACGGGCUCUGAUGGCCACCGCAGGAAACGUCCAUGCAGCAGUAGAGCGACUUUUAGGGAAUUCUGGUUUAUAG